Molecule: messenger RNA, 480 nt
Organism: Dissoconium aciculare CBS 342.82
Lineage: Eukaryota; Fungi; Ascomycota; Dothideomycetes; Mycosphaerellales; Dissoconiaceae
Exons: 1
Coding region: 1-480 (159 amino acids)
Source: RefSeq, a predicted model, not a curated record
AUGGCCGCUUUCCCCCUGGGCAUACAGGGUGACGUGAGGAGGUGGUCGGUCAACAACCACAUGGCACGUGCUGAAGUAGCGGCGCCAAGAUUUCGCGAGAAAUUGUUAGUUCCAUCAUCAGUUUCUCGCCCGAUUCUUCUUAACUUCCUUUCGCAUCCCUCAACGGGCGACGCUUCGGGAAAGAUGGCGGUCUCCAUCACUUCGACCUCCGAGCUCACGGACGAGCAGGUCGAUGCCAUGCUCGCGCGUGCUGCUCAACGUUUACGAGAAAAGUCCAAGUCAGCCGUGGCGAAAUCAGAGUCUUUCCACAUCCCCAAGCUGGAUGUCAGGAAUCUGGACAUAGUGCCCGCAUCCUCGAGCGCGAGCAAAUUUGCGAAUGUUGGGCUGAAAAAGCUCGAUGAUCCAUUGCCGACGACAUUGUCCAAGCAGGAGGUGAGACGGUCGCGCAACGCCCCCAAUCCAUUCAAAACACUUCAAUGA